GGAUAUUGUAUAGUAUAAAGGUUGGUUCCCGCCAUUGUGUUUGGCGGCAGAAUCGGAAGAGCUAGGGUUCAGACAUGGAAAUGGAAGUAGGCGUGCUUCUGAACAACACCCUGAGCGCCGAUAGUGAAGUUCGGCGUUCUGCCACACAAGCUCUGGAGGACCUCUGCUCCAGAGCCGAUUUCCCCUUCACUCUAAUCUCCAUCGCAAUUGAGAAUCAAGGUCAAAGUAUAGCUAUAGCACUAGCUGCUGCAACCUACCUCAAGAACUUCACAAGGCGGACUCCAAUUGCCUCCAAGGACUUUAGAGACGUUCUCGUGCGCUCUUUGCUCCAAGCACAGCCUCCGGCACUCUUGAAACUCUUAGUUGAAGCCUUUCGUCCUAUUGUUGAUGCUGAGUUUGUGAAGCAUAAUUCGUGGCCUCAAUUGGUACCUGAGCUCAGAUUGGUAAUUCAAGAUAGUGACCUCGUCGUCAAUAACUCCAGAUGGAAGACCGUCAAUGCUCUUACACUUGUCCAGUCACUUGUCAGGCCAUUUCAGUACUUUUUGAAUCCCAAAUUAGCAAAGGAGCCCGUUCCACCUCAACUUGAGCUAAUCACACAAGAAAUUCUGGUACCUGUCGUUUCUUUACUUCAUCAGUUUGUUCAACACCUUUGUAUUCAACAUAAACCUGCUGCUGCUGCUGCUGCUGAUCUGGAAGUGGAGAAGAGCCUUGUUAUAAUCACCAAGUGCAUCUAUUAUGCUGUGAGAUCGCAUAUGCCAUCUACAUUGGUUUCUCUGCUUCCAUCCCUUUGCCAUGAUUUAAUUCACAUCCUCCACUCCUUAGAGUUUCAAGAUGGUCCCUCGUCAUACACUCUGAGGUUCAAGACUGGGAAGAGAAGUUUGCUCAUUUUCUGUGCCCUUAUCACCCGACAUAGGAAAUUUUCUGACAAACUCAUGCCAGACAUCAUUAAUUCAGUUGUCAAACUACUCAAUCAUAAAAUUGACUUCAGUAAGCUGGAUAAUUUGUCAGAGAGGGUUGUGUCUUUAGCUUUUGAUGUUAUAUCUCGACUCCUUGAAACAGGCCCAGGAUGGAGACUUGUUUCACCACACUUUUCGUCUUUGCUAGAGUCUGCAAUAUUUCCAGCAAUAGUAAUGAAUGAAAAGGAUGUUACAGAGUGGGAAGAAGAUUCAGAUGAGUACAUAAGAAAGAACCUCCCUUCUGAACUUGAAGAAAUUUCGGGAUGGAGAGACGACUUAUUCACGCCAAGAAAAAGUGCAUUGAACUUACUUGGUGUUAUUUCAAUAUCCAAGGGGCCUCCUGUUGUGGGUUCAGUGACAUCAAAGCGUAAAAAAGGUGAAAAGAGCAAACAAAAAGGUCGCAGCUGUAUGGGGGAGUUGUUGGUGCUCCCGUAUUUGUCCAAGUUCCCUAUUCCCAACAAUGUAACCAACAAGACUAUAAAUGAUUAUUAUGGCGUUCUGAUGGCAUAUGGAAGCCUCGUUGAUUUUCUGACAGAGCAGAGACCUACAUAUACAUGUAUGCUAAUUCGGUCGCGGGUCCUACCUUUAUACGAUGAAUCUUGUUGUCAUCCUUAUUUGGUUGCGUCUGCCAACUGGAUACUCGGAGAGCUUGUUUCCUGUAUACCUCAAGAGAUGAGCUCUGAUGUGUAUUCAUCCUUGUUAAAAGCCUUGGUAAUGGAAGACACAGAUAUUUCAUGGUACCCCGUACGAGUAUCUGCAGCUGGUGCAAUUGCUCAACUUGCGGAGAAUGAAUUCUCUCCACCCGAGUGGUUACCAGUUCUACAAAUUGUAGUUGAUAGAAUUACAGGAGACAUUGAGGAAGAAGAAAUGUCCAUUAUGUUUGAGCUUCUUAAAACAUUGGUUGAGGCUGGAGCUGAUGUUGCUCCUCAUAUCCCACAUAUUAUAUCCCUGUUGGCUCAACAUGUUAUAAAAGAUAUCCCUCUUGUUCCUGAGCCAUGGCCCCAAGUGGUUGAGCGAGGUUUUGCAACAUUAUCAUUUAUGGCUCAGUAUUGGGAAGGUUCUUUGCCUGAUGAUGUUGUGGUUGCUACUGGGCGAUCCACCAUUGCCAAAGCUUUUACAGAUCUCUUGCAAGUGGCUUGGCGCACAUCUCCCGCUAAAAAUAAAAGUGAGGUUCCAGAAGCUCCCCCUUCAUGCUGCAUAGAUGAUUCAUCAACAUUACUAACAUUCAUCAUGUCUGAUGUUAAUGAAAAUGAUACUGCUCAGAAGCUAAUCCUCUCAAAACUCUUACUAGUCUGGGCCGGUCUGAUCUCAAACUGGGAUGGCUGGGAGGAGGAAGAGGAUUCAUCUAUAUUCAGUUGCAUCAAAGAAGCUGCUUAUCUGCACAGGAAAGUGUCUUUAAUAAACUUCAUUCACGGGUCAACAAGUCAACAUUCUAUUCUUGAAGGAAUUUGUGGGUUUGUCAGCAACGCCUUUUCACAUUAUCCCUCUGUGAUCUAUAGAGCCUCGUCUUCUGUUCACAUACUUGUAAAUCUUUUGACUUGCUCACCUGAAGACCAACAUAUAAUGCAUGCAGUAACUGCAUCUUUCGUCCGGGCUGCAUUUUCUUGUUUCAAAGAGAACCAAUUAAAACAUUCUCCUAUUUGGAAGCCAUUGCUGCUUGCUAUAUGUUCAUGUUAUUUAUGCUAUCCUGAAAUUGUUGAGACUACAUUGGAGGAGGUUCAACAUGACGGCUUAAUAGCCUGGGCGAAUGCUCUUUUCUCCAUUUGUUCAACUAAGUUUGAACAUGGACUAUCAACUGAGUCUGAAAUGAAGUUAACUGUAAUGACAGUAGCAAAAUUAUUGCCGGCUCUGCAUAUGAGGAACCAAAUCAGAGAGGGGUUGUUGGGGGAGUGCUUGGCUGCUACGAUGGAAGUCUCUGUGCGGUUGAAACAAGUACUAGAAGAGGGUCAAGAAAAUGAUGAUGAGAAUGCCAGCGAUGAAGACAAUGACCAAGAAGAUGAUGAGGACUCGGACGAUGAUGAUGACGAUAAUGAUGAUGACGACGAUGAUGAUAUACAUGAAGAAACCGAAGAAGAAUUUUUGGAAAGAUGUGCACAAGCAGCUAUUGACUUGGAAAAUGGGACUGGUGUGGAAGAAGUGGAUGAGGAAGACCAAGAGCAAGAAAUAGAAUUAGGAGAGUUGGAUGAAAUUGAUGCGCUAAACAUCGUGCAGUUGUUGAUAGAAAAGCAUCACCAAAUACUUUUACAAGGACCAAAGAUGCCACAACUUGUUUCGAGCUUUGUAGAUGCCUUUCCUGAAAGUGCCAUCUUCUUCAAGCAGUAUCCGCUAUAGGAUUGUCUACUAUGGAUCUUGGUUUCUUAUACCAUUUUUGUGUUUAAAGUGAAAAAAAAAAAAAGACUUGUUUUUGAAGUUGGUGCGUGUGUGUUAUUUUUUAGUUUUAUUUUUAUUUUUUAUGUUGGAAUAUGAUGCUUGUCUUUCAUAUUUGCUCUUAUCUUCCUCUGUUUCUUUUGACCUCCUCAUGAUACACAAAUCUUAUAGGUUUAUUAAGAGUGCUUGAUGAAUGAUA
Molecule: messenger RNA, 3522 nt
Organism: Helianthus annuus (common sunflower)
Lineage: Eukaryota; Viridiplantae; Streptophyta; Magnoliopsida; Asterales; Asteraceae
Exons: 18
Coding region: 75-3287 (1070 amino acids)
Biological process (GO): protein import into nucleus
Cellular component (GO): cytosol; nuclear envelope
Source: RefSeq, a predicted model, not a curated record